AUGUGGAGUUCAAAUCGAUAUAAAUCAUGUAUACAUCUACUACUGCGAUGUUACUCAAAAGUUAAUAAUAUUCAACUACCUAAAACUAGAAAUAUUGGUAUAAUUGCUCAUAUAGAUGCAGGUAAAACUACAACUACAGAAAGAAUGAUUUAUUAUAGUGGUAAAACUAAUAGAAUGGGGAAUGUCGACGAAGGAGAUACAGUUACUGAUUAUCUACCGAGUGAAAGAGAAAGAGGUAUAACGAUUCAACUUGCAGCUAUAACAUUACCAUGGAAUCAACAUAAAAUUAAUAUAAUUGACACCCCGGGUCAUGCAGAUUUUACAUUUGAAGUUAUAAGAUCAUUAAGAGUUUUAGAUGGAGUUGUUACUAUAUUAGAUGGAGUUGCGGGUGUUGAAGCACAAACUGAGAAAGUUUGGAAACAAGCUAAAAAUUUGAAUUUACCAAAAAUUGCAUAUAUCAAUAAAAUGGAUAGACUAGGUGCUGGUUUCAGUAGAACUGUUGAAGAAAUUAUACAAAAGUUGGAAACAAGAGUUGUGCUAUGUAAUUUACCAUAUUUUGAAGUUUCUAAGGAAAAUGAUUUGGAAUUUAAAGGUGUGAUUGAUGUUAUACAUAAAAAAUUGCUUAAAUGGAAAACUGAAGAUAAAUUUGGUAAAGAAAUUGAUGUUUUUGAAAUUGAUGAAAAUCAUGAAUCAUUUGAACCCUUAUGUAAAUCUAGAGAAUCAAUGGUUGAAACAUUGGGAGAAUAUGAUGAAUCAAUUAUAGAUUCGUUCCUUGAAAAUGAUGAAGAUUAUUUGAAGAUACCUAGUCAAUUAUUAGAUAAAGUUAUUAGAAAAGCAACAAUUGAUAAUUAUGUAACUCCUGUAUUUUGUGGUUCUUCAUUUAGAAAUAUUGGUGUUCAACCUUUAAUGGAUGCAAUAACGAAAUAUUUACCAUCACCUUUGGAAACUGAUAUACCAGAGAUUAAAAAUAAAAAGAGUAAACAAGUAGUCUCCAAAUUUGAUCAACAAAAAGGUUUAAUAGUUGAUAAUAAUUCAAAUUUAACAUUAAGUUUAGCGUUUAAAGUUAUGACACAUGCAACUCGUGGACCAAUGACAUUUGUUCGAGUUUAUAGUGGCAAAUUAAAUUCAAAUUCAAAUUUGAUAAACCUUAGAACUGGUAAAAAAAUAUUGAUUAAGAAAUUAUUAAUCAUGCAUGGUGAUAAUCCUGAAGAAGUUAAAAGUAUAAGUGCUGGUAAUAUAGGAGUUAUACCAGGUUAUGAAUUUGAUUUUCAAACUGGUGAUACUUUAAUUUCAAGUGCUGUUGGUAAACAGCCAGUAAAUGGAGAUUAUCAAUUAUUGCCAAUUGAAGUACCACCACCAUUAUUUAACUCAAGUUUACAACCUCAUACAGCGGGAGAUGAAGCUCAUAUGAAAAAAUGUGUUGAUCAAUUAGUAAGAGAAGAUCCUUCAUUAAAAGUAUUUGUUGAUGAAGAAAUGGGUCAAACUAUAUUAAGUGGCAUGGGUGAAUUACAUUUAGAAAUUGUUAGAGAUAGAUUAGUAAGAGACAUGAAAGCAAAAUGUACAUUAAAAGAUGUUGUUGUAUCUUAUAAAGAAACAUUUACAAGUAAAAAAGGGAUUGAAGAAGGUAAAUUUGCAAAUGAAGGUGUUGAAGUUUCUGUUACUAUGGAACCAAUAGAAAAUGCAAAGGACUUUACUGGUGAAAAUGCCACAAUAAUUGAAGAAGAUAAUAAUGUUAUCAUAAUUGAUGAACCAUCAUCUGAAAUUAAAGAAGCAAUUGAACAAAGAAGAUGGAAAUGUCCAAAUUCAAUAGAAGAAAUUAAAGAAGCAAUUAUAAAUGGAUGUUUAGCAUCUUUACAAAUGGGAGGACCAGUUUUAGGAUUUGCAUUACAUUCAGUUUUAAUUAGAGUUAACUAUUGGAAUUUACCAAUUGAAGAAAAUAAAGAUCAAAUUUCAAAUUUCUUAAAUGCAAGUAGACAAGCGGUUCAAUUUAUAAAACAAGAUGAAUCAGAUUUUGGUAUAUUAGAACCAAUUAUGAAAACUAAAGUUUAUGUUGAUUCGAAUGAUUUAGGUGAAGUUUCUCACGAUUUAACUCAAAGAUGUUCUGCUUUAAUUUUAGGAGUAGAAGAUGAAUCAAUGAAUAAUAUAGAAACAUUCAAUUGGGCAAAUGAAGAGAGUGAAAAGAUUUACUUACCACCAGACUACACAUUAAAGAAUACACAAUCUUCAAAUUUCAAUAUAAUAAAUAGAAAAUUAAUAAUAGCAGAGACACCAUUAAAAGAGAUGAUCGGCUAUUUAAGUAAACUAAGAUCAUUAACACAAGGUAGAAGUACAUUUGAUAUGACUUUUAUUGGUAUGAGAAGAGUAGUUGGUAAUAGAUUAGACACCAUAAUUAAAAAUAUGUAA
This is a messenger RNA of Insectozyma verbasci, 2403 nucleotides long. The record is from the annotation of a GenBank genome assembly. Lineage: Eukaryota; Fungi; Ascomycota; Pichiomycetes; Serinales; Debaryomycetaceae.